AUGGAAGUCAACAAGACGGUUACUGUCGUCCAGGGCCAACCAUGCAGGGAAGGGCUCGCUUCGAGCAACUUCUUCAUGCAGGUGCUCAACUCGCCAUCUCGGGAGGAAGUGAACCAAGCGCAUUUCAGAGGCUCCUGGUUGGGUAUUGGCGUGCCCUCGGUUCGAAACGCGUUCCGAGUCUCCAAAUUCAAGACAUGGUGUUGGGUGCUCUUGCUAUUGAGCUCGAUACCGAUCCAUGUGCUUUUCAACUCUACGAUUUUCGAAACGGACCACCGGCAGUCCGAUUUCCAUCUGACAAUCGGCAACGAGAGACUUGUGAACGGUGGUGCCUUUUUCCCUCCCGGUGGGAGCUUAAUUCUACCAGCUCUGGCCUCCGACGACGUUGUUCAAAACCACUGGGCGGAAUAUUACAAAAAUCUUAACCUGAGCGAUGCCUAUCGGCCAGACUAUUCCUCCUGGUCGCCCGGCGGGUCCGCUUACGGGUCCCCGGUGAAUAUGUCAGACUACGACACUAAGAACUCUCCUGCUGUAUUGAACAUAACAAAUACUGCUGCGAACGCUGGUAGCUGGGACAGGCUCGAAGCAGCAAAUUGUUACGCGCAAUAUAUUGAUUGCCACGGGCUGAAGAAAUACCGCAACGUCUUGUGGGUGAUGGAUCAGCCAAGUGGAUGGGUGCGAGACGACAUCUGGCAUCUACAAGAUAACGAUGCAACGUUCUGGGACCAGUAUGUUCCUGCGGAUCAGCCCAAUCAUCUCUUUUUCGACGCGCAGUGUGCCAUGAACGCCCUGCAGGUGAAUCAGGAACCAACGCAAUGCAGUAAUACAUGCAGCGGCGCCUUAGGUGAUGGCUCCCUUGACGGGCUUCAUGAUUGGCGGUAUCCUUUCAUUGACAAUUCCACUUACGCGUCGUAUGAAGCGGUCAAUGGUUCUGACCAAUUCAACGGGACCUGGAAGCAUUCCGUCUAUACCAACACAUCGGGCCUUCAGCCUGACUCUCUCAACCUAACGUUGAAAUAUAUCGCACUGUCACCUACCCUACUGAUGGGAGUUACUAUAUGUGUAAUUGUGAAGACCGUCACGGCCAUCGUGGUCACCAUCGUACUCUGCCGCCGCAAUCAGGCGCCCCUGGUGACUUUAGGGGAUGCCAUAGCCUCCUUCAUCGAGCAACCGGACCGAGUCACGGCCGGGCUGAGCACCGUUGACCAAACAGACAUACGGAGAGCUAUGAGGUCAAAACGUGCCUUUCUCGUUCCCGGGCCGCGACAAUGGCGCGCGUUGCCAAAGCGCCGGGCAUCGGUCGUUCCGAUAUCUGUAUGGACGACGAGCUACUUACUGUUCCUCGUUGGUAUUGGGACCUGUGUAGGGCUGUUCAAAAAUGCGUUGGAUACGAACGGCUUGCAAGGCACCUUUCUCGGAGGUGACGAGAAUUCGUUCAUCCCGCUUGCGUUCUCACUCAUCAAUGCAGUCUUGUUGGCAAAUAGUCCGCAACUGCUACUCUCAUUCUGCUACUUAGCUUACAAUAACAUGUUCACUCGCCUGCAGAUGGCUCGAGAGUUUGCACAGUUCAGCGAUGGGUAUCACCCUCUCCGAGUCACUGAACCGAAGGGUAACCAGUACUCUACCUACCGGCUACAACUACCAUACAAGUAUAGUCUUCCCCUAAUCGCGGUCAGCGUCUUUCUACAUUGGCUGCUCUCCAAUACGAUCUAUGUCUUUGUAUCAAUCGGAGGCUACUAUGGAAGCGACUUUGUCGGUACCGGUAGUACCGAAAUCAGUGACCCCUCACUACCCGACAACACGGCCAUCGCCGUGGGAUACUCCGUCUGGUCUCUCCUCGUCUUGAUGAUAGUAUCGCUGGUCUUGAUUCUCAUCCCACCACUACUAAGCUUCAAGCGACUGUCUUCCACCAUCGUGAACCCCGGCAGCAACUCGCUAGCGCUCUCGGCGGCCUGCCACUCGUCGCCCCUGUCCCACGCCGCCCGCAAAUCGAUGGCGCUGGACAGCAGCCCCCGCUCCUCGCGCUUUGAUCUCCUGCCCUCGCCGUACAUGCCCGUCCGGCCGCACAGUCCGACAACAGACGGCGACGAAGGGGACUGGAGAGGCAGCGGAGAGGGCGCGGGCGCGUUUAGCGGCAUCGAGAUGCGCAGGCUGUCGGCGAAGAAGUCGUGGCGGUCCAUGAGGUCGUGGCGCUCGCUAUCGCUGUCGUCGAGCACGCUUCUCAACAAAGGCGACGGCGACGAAGAGCAGGGGGCUUGCCGGAAGCUGUCUGAGUGCAGGCUCCGCUGGGGCGUCGUCAAGAUGCCGCCCGAGUGGUAUGCUGACUACGAGCACGAAGAGGAGGAGGUGGGACAUCUGGGCUUUGGGGCUGAGGGGGAUGAUGUGGCGCCUCCGGUGCCGGGACGGCUUUAUGCGUGA
Messenger RNA from Anthostomella pinea, 2415 nucleotides. The record is from the annotation of a GenBank genome assembly. Lineage: Eukaryota; Fungi; Ascomycota; Sordariomycetes; Xylariales; Xylariaceae.